Messenger RNA from Macrosteles quadrilineatus (aster leafhopper), 3027 nucleotides. It is a transcript of the gene magu, whose product is annotated as SPARC-related modular calcium-binding protein 2. Lineage: Eukaryota; Metazoa; Arthropoda; Insecta; Hemiptera; Cicadellidae. The transcript has 15 exons. Gene Ontology annotation, cellular component: basement membrane. Gene Ontology annotation, biological process: extracellular matrix organization. The record is from RefSeq and is a predicted model, not a curated record. The coding region runs from base 38 to 1705 and encodes 555 amino acids. Gene Ontology annotation, molecular function: calcium ion binding; protein binding; heparin binding.
GCGCUAGUCCCGGCCGCGAACAAUGUUGUGAGUAGUGAUGAGUGUCAAAAUGUGCGGCUUGACUACGCUCCUCGGCGUGUGUGUCCUGCUACAGCUGGCGACCUCGGUGCAUUCUAAGGUGGACUGUGCGUCACGGAUCGCCGCAUGCUCAGAAAGAGCUCGACGUCCAGUGUGUGGUACAGACAAUAAAACAUAUCCCACGAGAUGUCAUCUGCUGAAACAGCACUGCAGAGACGACAGUCCCAACAUGGUGGCCGUCAAACACCGGGGACAGUGUAAAGAGAAGCAGCCAUGCUGGAGUGACCAGGGACUAGGCCAGGGAACGGCCGCUGGUCUCCGAGGUAACGUCACGGAAGGGUUCACGCCCCGAUGUCUAGCGGACGGCCGCUACGCCCCUGUACAGUGUCACGCUCGUACAGGCUACUGCUGGUGUGUUACGGCCCAGGGGGAGCCGAUACCCAACACUUCAGUCCGUCACGCCAAACCUCGCUGCAACAGGAAGGGGAAAAUGAGAAGAGGAUCAUUCCCAAGAGAAAAUAAACAUAAAAAAGAUUGCUCCAGAAUUGACAGAUCAACAUUUGUCAGCAACUUGGUAAAAAUCUUCCGUAACGAAUAUAACCGUCAACCACACAUGGUUGUCAACAAGUCUGAAGACGUUUCUGAGACGGAUCGUCGUGUGCUGGAGUGGAAGUUCAACUCUCUAGACGUUAACGGAGAUCUCAUCCUGAGUCGGAAUGAAUACUGGGGACUGCGAGAGCUUGUGAGACAGGUUGUCAAACCUAAAAGAUGCGCACGUGCCUUCUCCCGCAACUGUGAUCUCAACAGGGAUACCAACAUUGCUAAACCAGAGUGGAUGACAUGUCUAGGUCUUGAUAUGAAUCUCUCUUUUCGCUUGUUUCUGUCGCUGAGCUCAGCAGGGGAGGAGGAGGAAGAACUUGAUGUCUCAGUCGACUCUCAUUUUGGAGUGUUGCAGGAAAGUGUUGUUUCUUUGACUGGACAACUGCCUUACGGGGAGGAUGCGGUGGACCGGAAAGAGGAAACGGAAGUGAGUAGUGACUGCUUGACAGAUCGUCAGGCUGUUCUCGACGAGAUGAAGACCAACAACAAUGAGAUGUAUAUUCCAGAGUGCACAACAGACGGAAGAUAUCAGAAGGUGCAAUGCUACAAAUCUACCGGAUAUUGUUGGUGUGUCAAUGAAGACUCUGGUACCACAAUACCCGGCACAUCUGUCAAGGACAACCACCCUAAAUGUGACUCUGUACAACCUGUGUCUCGACCCAUGAAAGGGUGUCCUGAACAUCGAAAACAAGCUUUUCUCAAAGGGUUGCUUGAAUUCCUUACACACACAAUGGCCACUCAAAAGUCAAGUAACAUCACAAUAAAGGAUGUAUUGGAUAUGUCACAAGAAGAACAAAUCGCUUCAUGGAACUUUAAUGCUCUGGAUACAAAUAAAAAUAAGGUUCUGGAGAAGAAUGAGUGGAAGGCGUUCAGGUCAAUGAUCUCGUCUCACAGGAAGCUGCGGAGAUGUGGGAAGAAGUUGCCGAGAUAUUGUGAUGUCAACCAUGACCGCAAGAUCAGCCUUACAGAGUGGCUGAACUGCCUGAACGCUCAAAGACCAGUGGCAGAUUCUAGUGUGAUACCUACACCAAACCCAAGAAGAAAAGGACCAAACCCAUUGGAAUCUUAUCUCAAAGGAGAUGACUAGCUUUAGAAAGGAUUGUGCAUUUAAAAUAAGUGUAUGAGGCAAUUUUAAAUACUUAGUAUAUUGUCCAAAAGGAGAAAGUAUCUACCAUCAUAGACAUAGUAAAACCUACCAGUGUGUCCAAAAUUUUAAAACUUUGUUAUAAUUCACUUAAGGUUAAAAAAGCAAUUAAUUAAUUAUUCUACUCCUAUUGGUUACCAAGAUUUUCAGAGUGUUAAUAUUCAUAGUGCAUUGCCUCCCAUGCCACCCUUAAAUAGAGAAUAAUGUAGAUUAACUGUUCAGAGGCAGAUCUUAUCUAUAUUUUUUAAACAUAUUUAUUUGAUGGUAGGCCAUUUAAACUUAGCUGAAAAACAACUUUGAGUGUUCCUCGCAGUGUAAACAUCAAGCAUAAUGUUGUCACAUUUAGGCUAAGUGCAUGUUUGCUGCAAUGAGGGAAUUUUUAAGUUUGCAGUGAAAUGUAUUCAAUUCAUGAACUGUACAUAGAAACUUAAACUAAUAAUAAAUAGUUAAUUUUCAGGAGAGGAAAACUAUUUAUGUUGUAGUAAUAAAAUUACACUUAACCAGCUUUUGGAUUUGAUCUAUAACAAAUAAACCCCCAUAUUUUUACUUUCUCUAAUUAAUCUUAAAAUUUUCUCUUAUAGCAGUUAAUUGAUGGUAUUCCUCUAUUAAUCUUUCUUUUAAAAUAAUUAUUAUUGUUAAUGUUAGAUAAUAUAAAUGAUUUUUGAAGUUUAAGAUUGUCUGAAUCUUAGUUUUCUAACACAAACUAAUCUAAUUUGUUACGUCUUUAUGACUGAAAUUUAAAGUUUUCCUAAUAACAAAGCCUAAUGCAUAAAGGUGUUGCAAAUUGGAAUGAUCAAGAUUUAGAAUGUUAAUUAAAUAUUGUUUAGCUUUGUGUUCCCAUUCAAAGUCUAAUUAGUAAUUACUUUUACUAAUUAUCUUGUAAUGCCUCAAUCAAAAGCACUUUACUCAGAUUUACUGUAUGUACAACUUACCAGUGAGUAAUUAGAAAUAUGUAGAUACUUGUUAAAAUAGAAAUGUUAGUAUUGUAAAUUUAGAUAGUACGUAAGGAUUUUUUAGUUUUGGUUUGCACUGUAGUAGUAUAGUUAACAGCUUGUGAUUAUUUUAUAUUUUAGGUAAAUGUAAAAAAUGUAGAAAAAUAAGAGACUGUUUGAAAGUUUGUGAAUAAAUCAAAGUUAUUUUAAGUGUUGUUUUACUGCUUAAAUCGUUGUUAUCAUAAAAGUAUGCUUUAAUAAUUGUUUUGUCAUAAUUUUGUGUACUAUAGUUGGUAAGUUCUUUGAUAAAAUAAACACAGUUUAUAUAUUGGA